Molecule: messenger RNA, 1050 nt
Organism: Aspergillus puulaauensis
Lineage: Eukaryota; Fungi; Ascomycota; Eurotiomycetes; Eurotiales; Aspergillaceae
Exons: 1
Coding region: 1-1050 (349 amino acids)
Molecular function (GO): oxidoreductase activity, acting on the CH-OH group of donors, NAD or NADP as acceptor
Source: RefSeq, a predicted model, not a curated record
AUGUCAGACAAUAUAUUUCUUGUGACCGGCGCGAGCGGGUUUAUCGCAAGCCAUGUUGUUCAGCAACUACUCGAGACAGGCCACCAGGUCCACGCCACCGUCCGCAGCACCAAGAAUAAGACGAAGGUCAAGCACCUCCUGGAUAUGCAGGAGCAAUGGCCUGGCAAACUAACUUUGUUUGAGGCCGAUUUACUCAAGGCGGGCUCGUUUGAAGCUCCAAUGAAAGGCUGCUCGGUGGUAUAUCAUAUUGCUUCGCCCUUCUUUAUUGAGAACAAAAUCCGGAAUGGCCAGAAAGAGGUUGUUGAGCCAGCCCUCAAGGGCACACAACAUGUCCUCGACGCGGCUCAAAAGUGCGAAUCUGUCCAGCGUGUUGUCUUGACCUCAUCUGUCGCAGCCAUCUUCGGCGACAAUGCGGACGUGCUCGACAUGGAGCAGAAGACGCUCUCCGCAGAGUAUUUCAACACAACAAGCUCGGUCCAAUACAACUCCUAUCCUUAUUCGAAGGUGGUCGCUGAGAAAGAGGCCUGGAGGCUGUAUGAAGCACAGCCACAGCCACGACGGUGGAGCCUGGUCACUAUCAACCCAGGACUGGUCCUUGGCCCAUCGCUAUCUUCAACGUCUGAGUCCGGCAGCCUCUCGUUACUAGACCAGCUCCUGCGCGGGCAACUGUUCCUAGGGGUACCGGAUAUGUGGUUCGCCAUUGUCGACGUACGAGAUGUUGCAGCAGCCCACAUUCGAGCAGCCGAAACUCCAGAUUCCCACGGUCGCUACAUCCUGGCAGAUCGGACUACACAUAGCUUUGUGGAACUUGCGUCUAUAUUGCGGUCCAUCACUGGUUCCUCUCGAAUUCCCACGCAUUCGCUUCCGAACUUCAUGGUGCGGAUGUCCGGACCAUUGCUGGGUCUAAGUCAGAAAUGGUUGAGACUUAACCUGGGGAUUCCUUUUGAUAUCGAUAAUCGCCCAAGCCUGGAUCAGUUGAAAAUUGUCUAUCGGCCUUUGGAGGAGACGUUGGCUGACCACUAUCAGUCCUGGAAAACCAGUCAGAGAUAG